Molecule: messenger RNA, 1219 nt
Organism: Eruca vesicaria subsp. sativa (arugula)
Lineage: Eukaryota; Viridiplantae; Streptophyta; Magnoliopsida; Brassicales; Brassicaceae
Source: the annotation of a GenBank genome assembly
GACCUCUCGUUUAAGAUUGUUGUCAUUUGUCAAAGCUCUUCCUACUCUUUGCUUUGGAAACAGACUCUCUAUGGAAUCGUAAGCAAUAUACUUGAAGAACACAGAAGAAAAAUAUAUCUGAUGGGUUUCAUCGCUCUGCAAGUUUGGAGCAGAAGAGCUUCAACUUCUGUUCACCUUCUUCGUGCAGUUGGUUCUUACCCUAAGCUAUAUGAUGCUGGAACAUUAAAAGCAGUCAAGUUUGAGACUGGUUUUAAGUUUAAUGUAAGAGCCUCUUCUAGUCGUAAAUCGGUUAAGAAACUCAGAAGAGAGUCUAAACAAGGUAAAGACAUAACCAGAAGAAGUGUUACAGAAGCUGAAGAAGAAGAUGUAAUUGCUCAAGUUGAUGAUAACACUUCAACUUCAAAGGACUCCAGUGAUGUUGUUGUUGCUGCUCCUCGAGACAAAGUGCUUCAAGCCUGCACUGUAACAUCCGGUUUAAUGGCUGCAUUAGGCCUUGUCAUGAGAACGGCUUCUCAUGUUGCGUCCACUGAAGGGUUACCAAUCCCAGACUGCUCUACAGAUAUACCAUUUGGUUUUGAAACUUGGCAUCUCGGGUUAAUUGCUGGGACCGUUGUGUUGAUAUCAUCAAGCAGGUUCUUGCUACUAAAGUCUUGGUCAGACUUUGCUGAUUCAAGUGAAGCAGCAAACCAACAGAUCCUUACUUCGCUGGAACCUCUAGAUUACCUUGUGGUUGCUACUUUACCUGGUAUUAGUGAGGAGAUGCUGUUUAGAGGUGCGUUGUUGCCUUUGUUUGGAACUAGUUGGGGCAGUAUUGUUGGCGUUGGACUCAUCUUCGGUUUACUGCAUCUUGGAAGCGGAAGAAAGUACUCCUUCGCGGUUUGGGCGUCGGUUGUGGGUAUAGUGUAUGGUUAUGCAGCGGUUUUUUCAUCGAGUCUUCUUGUUCCAAUGGCUUCUCAUGCGCUUAACAAUUUGGUGGGAGGUUUGCUGUGGCGAUAUAGUAGUAGUAGUAGUUCCAAACUCAAAUCAUUGGAGUGAAAGUUACAUUAGAUUUAUUAAGGGGCGUAAAGAAAAAGCUUUGACUAUUAAGGGUUGUUUUUGUGAAAUACUUAAUACUUAUAGUGGUUACUGCAAUUUUAUUACACCAAUGCGUCGUGUCACAUCAAAAGAAGACAAAAUGAGAAAAAUAUUUAUGAGUUAAUGACGUGUAAAGGAGAAAACC